CUGCGAGCCGCGCGGGAAGAAGAUGAACGGGACGCGGGGCUGGUGUACCCUGGUGGACGUGCAGCCGGAGGGGCAGACCGCGGGCAGCGUGGACAUUCUCAGACUGACUCUCCAGAGUGAACUGACAGGAGAUGAACUUGAACACAUAGCCCAGAAGGCGGGCAGGAAGACCUAUUCCAUGGUGUCUGGCCACUCCACCAGUCAUUCUCUGGCGUCGGAACUGGUGGAGUCCAACGAUGGACAUGAGGAGAUCAUUAAGGUGUACUUGAAGGGGAAAUCGGGAGACAAGAUGAUCCAUGAGAAGAAUAUUAACCAGCUGAAGAGUGAAGUCCAGUACAUCCAGGAGGCCAGGAGCUGUCUGCAGAAGCUCCGGGAGGAUAUGAGUAGCAAGCUUGACAGGGACCCAAGAGAGUCUCCCCAUCGACAGGAGAUACAGGUGGUGCUAGAGAAGCCAAAUGGUUUUAGUCAAAGUCCCACGACCCUGUAUAGCAGCCCACCUGAGGUGGACACCUAUAUAAAUGAAGAUGUCGAGAGCUUGAGGAAGACUGUGCGGGACUUGCUUGCCAAGCUGCAAGAGGCCGAGCAGCAGCACCGGUCAGACCGUGUGACUUUUGAGGUCACACUCAGCCGAUACCAGAGAGAAGCGGAGCAGAGCCACGUGGCCCUUCAGAGAGCAGAGGACAGGGCGGAGCAGAAAGAGCUGGAAGUCAGAGAGCUGCAGAGGCGCUUGCUGGGGAUGGAGACGGAGCAUCAGGCCUUACUGGAGAAGGUCAGGGAAGGGGAAGCGGCCCUGGAGGAACUUCGGAUCAAGAAUACUGACUGCCAAGCAGAACAAGAGAAGGCUGCUAACCUGGAAAAGGAAGUGGCUGGGCUGCGGGAGAAGAUCCACCACUUGGACGACAUGCUUAAGAGCCAGCAGCGGAAAGUGCGGCAAAUGAUAGAGCAGCUCCAGAAUUCAAAAGCUGUGAUCCAGUCAAAGGACACCACCAUCCAGGAGCUCAAGGAGAAAAUGGCCUACCUGGAAGCAGAGAAUUUAGAGAUGCACGACCGGAUGGAACACCUGAUAGAGAAACAGAUCAGUCACGCCAACUUCAGCACCCAGACCUGGGCCAAGACAGACAAUGUGGGCAGCGUUAGGAUAGCCAAGCCCCCCAGCCCUAAGCCCAUGCCUCUCAUCCGAGUGGUGGAAACCUGAGCUGAGAAGGGUGCUGCUGUUGCUGCCGCCUCGCCUGGCCUCGCCUCUCUUGCCUGCGGAGAAACUCACCACCCCUGUAGGCCAUUAGCACUGACUUUGACUUUCUGACUGUUCCCUGGCUGCCCUCAGGGCUUGGGUCUGUGUACCCGCUGAUUCUGAACUCCUGUCCUGGGGAUGCUGGGUGGAUCGAGGAUGAGCGCCUCGUCUGGACACUGCAGCCCUUGGACCACAGGAUCCCACUGGCAGGAGCCAGGGCGGGACCUUCACCCCUGUAGUCACUGUUUUCUCCUAGCAGAGCCUCCCUUCCAUUGUAGACUGGAGUUCAGCUGCCCCAGGCCCUCAUCCAGGCGGGACAAGUGAAGAGAUGACAAGAUUUGCCUCAGCCCUAGAAGAUGGAGAUGCAGAUGUUCACAGUGAUUGGAGAGUGUCCUGGGGGAACAGAGUUCCUUCCAAAAACACAGCUCAGUUCUUAGCAACAAACUGUUUUUCCACUGGCUCCACCCUCAGCUCAUGCUGACCUGGGUCUCCUUCAUCUUUGACUGGCCGGCCUGUCUUUCUGGGGAGAAGGGAAUGUGCACUCGGAGUGGCUUUGAGCAGAAAGAUUGUGUAGGGCCGCAGUUAUGUGUGACUUCUCUGCUUUGAAGACUCCCAGAAUCUCUUAGGGAUUCCCCUAAGAUGCAGUACAAGGUACACCUCAGUCAUCUUGACUGACUCAGAGCCUAAAAAUGAUUUUUACUGGGUUAUAUCAAUCUCAGCGAAACUCUCAUUGUAUUUAUUUUGCUAAGUUAUUGGUGUUUUUUGCUUGUAUCUCACAACUGAUUCAGUACCUGAGUUUCACAGCCUUCUCUCGCGACGUUUGGAUUUCCUUGACAUUGGCAAAGGUGUUUCCACUGGACUUCAUUUCAGAACGACAUUGUUAUAAAUCUUUCUCUUUCCUCUACCUGCAUCUUACCCCUUCCUCCGCCACACCUGAUCUGUACCUCAGGAAUGUGGGUGUGUUUGCCCUGAGACAUCAGGUCUGGGUGUAUAUUUGGGGGAAGAGGGUGAUCCGGACUCUUGGGGAGGAACUGAAUUCUUCCCCUAAUGCCCCUGCGCCCCUCUGCUUCAUUGUGGGUCUGUUGUCCUCCUGGCUUAGAAUGACCCUGCCACACUAAUGUUUUCUUUUGGGCUCUUCCUGUAGCCUCAAGAGGGAGAAAAGCAUCAGAAUGUGGUGCUAUAGGACACAGAAAAAUUAAAAAUAAACAUAGAUUGAGUCUUUAGGUUCUGUUUGGUUCAAGACUGGAAGCCUUAAGCCUGGGUGUUUCUGCGUCACACUCUGGCUUCGUCUGUAAUGGUGUUCUGGUUCCUUCAUGCAGUUUUCUCAUUUGUAAAACCAGGGGUUCAGACUGGUUGAUUCCCAUGGGCCUUUCCAGUUCUUAUAUUUUUUUCCUGUGCUAUAUUCUUUGUAUGGUGAAUUUAAUAAAUUAUGUUAAUAUGUCU
Molecule: messenger RNA, 2674 nt
Organism: Miniopterus natalensis
Lineage: Eukaryota; Metazoa; Chordata; Mammalia; Chiroptera; Miniopteridae
Gene: TUFT1
Product: tuftelin 1
Biological process (GO): intracellular signal transduction
Cellular component (GO): I band; intracellular anatomical structure
Source: RefSeq, a predicted model, not a curated record